GCUGCAGCCAGCACCCUGGUGGUCUGGACAACACUAUGAGGCUGGAAGAGCAAGCAGGCCCACGACGAGAGACUGCACUGCUCCCUCUACCGCCAUGAGCAACCCACUCGCGGAGUACCUCUCUGCGCUGGACGCUCGCGAUACGCGCGAGCGUGCGCACGAAGUAUACAGCAACGCAUACACCAAGCUUGCCGACCGCACAGCAACACAGGCACUCCAGCAUGCAUCGACAUCAACAGACGAACACAGGCCUACAGCCAGCGACUCUACCAAGACCAUCAAGGCUGCCACAACUCCGGCCAAGAGCUCGUCCGCGCCUCAAGACACAGCGUCAGCCGCAGCACUCACCCAGCUCCGCUCCGAACUAGCUGCCACCCAGAAAAUCCGCAGCAGCCUCGAAGCCGAGCUCAGCACGCUCAACACCAACCUCGCAGCGCUGCAAGCAUCAGACGCGCAGCAGAAGCAGCGCAUCGCCCAGCUCGAGAAGCACAGAGCCCAGCUCGAACGACGGGGCAAGGACAGGCAGGAGGAGCUGAAGGGCAAGGGCCGCUUUGUGGAGGAGGUGCAGGACGAGAUGGUCGCGCUGAACCUGCAGCUUAACAUGGCGGAGCAGGAGAAGGAGAGGCUGAAGAAGGAGAACGAGGAGCUGACGAGACGGUGGGUGAGUAAAAUGGAGGAGGAGGCGAGCAAGAUGAAUGCGGAGAUGGGGUGGGAAGAGCAGGGAGGGCGGAGGAAGGGAUCGAAGGGCUAGUUGGGUAGAGCCGUCUUUCCGUAGCACGAUUUCGUCCUGGGACAUGUCUCCCGAC
Messenger RNA from Macroventuria anomochaeta, 806 nucleotides. RefSeq names its product autophagy protein 16. The record is from RefSeq and is a predicted model, not a curated record. NCBI's taxonomy places the organism in Eukaryota, Fungi, Ascomycota, Dothideomycetes, Pleosporales, Didymellaceae. The coding region runs from base 95 to 751 and encodes 218 amino acids. The transcript is spliced from 2 exons.